GUUGAUCGUACAUUUAUUUGCAGUGAUAUGGCGUCGACAAAGGCGGUAGUGGCAACCCUCACGACCAAAUGCGCCAACAAGACAUCGGUGGCAUGCGUGGUUAACGGAACCACAGAAGUAGACGUGCCAUUGUCGUCCAGCAGCUCGUCCUUCUACGUUCCCAACGGCGUCGAGUACAUUGAGUACUUCCCGUCGCAGCCAACCACCAUUUAUGUUGAAGGCGACGUUGGAAGUAAAGUCAAUCGACUGAACCCUGAUCUGACGGUGGACCACAAGAACACCCCUCUCAAAGUUCAAUCCUUGAGCUUCCGGUACCAAAAGCUCACUGAAGCUGUGAAUUUCGUCAAGUGGCCGGCGUCGCUUCGAUCCUUGGACCUCACUGGCAACGACAUUCACACGAUGAACCAAAGCUUCAGUGUGCCACCCAAGCUUCAAGUGCUGAGUGUGUCGACGAACGAAAUGACGACGUUUGAUACCGUCACGUUGCCCGAAUCGCUGCAGUCCAUCAACUUGGACAUCAACGACUAUGACGUGUUCAAUGUCGACGCGCCCACGUUUAUUGUGCUGAAGAAUGCGUCCGUGUACACGGACAGGAUCAUCCGCCCCACGGCGGCUUGCACCGGCACCAAGCAGACCUUUAACGGCACUCCAUUCCCGCCGUCCAAGUUCAGCAAACCGACCUCGGCACUCCUCCACACGGCGUGUGUGGUGGCCCCUGUCGCAGCGACUACAGGACCCUCGCUAUCCAAAUCUCCCGUCGUUGUUGUCAAUGAAGAUGCCACUACUACCCCGCCUGGAAGUGCCACCGCCGCCGCCAAAGACAACGCAUCUUCAUCGUCGUCUUCCCUCGGCAUGAUCGUUGGACUAGCCGCCGCCGGGAUCGUCGUCGUGGGGCUUGUGGGUUUGUUCAUCGUUCUUCGCCAACGGCGCAACAACACAAACUCCCGUCAUUUCAAGCCUACGACGGCGAUUCUGGGCGAAACCCAUUCGGACCACAACAACGUUGCCGCCGAGUACCACAUUCCGACGACGAGUAAAAGCAGCAGCGAUGGCUCGAAUCAUCCGCUGGCCAAUGGAACCAUGACCUCGGGCGACGGCAACAACCUUAGCAAGUACAACAGCUCAUCUCAGUACACCAAUGGGAGCAGCAACUACAACCAAGACGCCAGUACGUUUGCGUACAGGUACGACAUCCGCGGCGACGCAGACUUGAUCAACUUUCGCAUUCCCAAGCGGGAGCUCCAAAAUCGCUCCGUGUGUGGGUCUGGUGGAUUUGCCACCGUGUAUCGCGCAACGUUCCACGACCAGGUGGUCGCCGUCAAGGAGCUCACGGCCAGCAUGCACGCCCAGCACCGCCACAUCCAGGCCUUUAUGCACGAGAUCAAGCUGCAUGCAACGCUCAACCACGGCAACAUCGUGCGCUUCAUUGGGGCAUCGUGGACCACCUUGAACGACUUGGCGGUAGUGUCCGAGUUCAUGUCGGAAGGCGACUUGCGCGACUUUUUAGCGCGCGACGCAGUGUCUCAGCAUCUCCCGUGGUUUCAACCGUCCACACAGCAAGAGGGGCGGGGACAGUUCUGUACGAAACUGUCGCUGGCCGUGAAUUUGGCAGACGCUGUCACGUACUUGCAUUCGUUCGAUCCACCGAUUUUGCAUCGCGAUUUGAAGUCGCGCAACGUGUUGUUGUCCGACACGUUCACGGCCAAACUCACGGACUUUGGCAUUUCGCGAGAACUGGCCGAUGACACGAUGACGUCGGAAGCGGGGACGGCGGCAUGGACUGCGCCUGAGGUGCUCACCAACAACGGACACUACAACGAAAAGGCAGACAUGUAUUCGUUUGGAGUCGUCCUCUCGGAGCUGGACACGUGGCAAAUCCCAUAUUCGUCGACGUCGUCCCAGUCAUCGAAUGGACCGAAUGGGUACUCAAACGUGCAGAUGGCGAUGCUAGUUGCCGCGGGAAAGUUGGCGCCAUCGUUCCGGUCAGACUGUCCGCCAGAAGUGCUGGCGCUUGCUCGGGCGUGCCUGAGCAUGGACCCAGACAGUCGACCCACAGCGUCGAUCGUCGCGUACGAACUCCGCCGUCUCCAGUCGGCCAAGUUGACACAGCAACGGAACGAGUAACACGAUGACAAAUGGUGUUUUUUGUUGCCUGACGGACGUGAAGGAUACAUAC
This is a messenger RNA of Aphanomyces astaci, 2176 nucleotides long. Its product is annotated as TKL protein kinase. Lineage: Eukaryota; Oomycota; Saprolegniomycetes; Saprolegniales; Verrucalvaceae. Gene Ontology annotation, biological process: protein phosphorylation. The record is from RefSeq and is a predicted model, not a curated record. The transcript is spliced from 10 exons. The coding region runs from base 28 to 2124 and encodes 698 amino acids. Gene Ontology annotation, molecular function: protein kinase activity; ATP binding.